CCCCGUCCUGGACAGAACCUACCACGAGCGGCGGCAGCUGGGGCGGGAAAGUGGACGCUGGGGGCGCUGCGGCGUCACGGUCCACCUGAUCGGUUGCACCCGUGGGGGAGGAGGUGGAUUUCAGGCUUCCCGUAGACUGGAAGAAUCGGCUCAAAACAGCUUGCCUCGCAGGGACUGGGCUGGAGGCAGCGAGGCCGCCCAACGCAGGCUUCCGGCGAGACAUGGCAGGGCAAGGAUGGCAGCCCGGGAACAGGGCCCUGCCGGGAGCGCGAGCCCGCGGCCGCAGUUCCCAGGCGUCUGCGGGCGCGAGCCCGCCGUGACCCUGCCGUGCGCCGGGGCGGGGGGCGGGGCCUCGCCUGCACAAAUAGGAACGAGAGGGCGGGGCGGCCACAAUUUCGCGCCAAUCUUGACCGCGCGUUCUGUUUUAACUAGCGGGCUCGGAGGUGCUCCAGCUGCUGUCAUGGUUAGUUCGCUAAACUGCAUCGUCGCUGUGUCCCAGAACAUGGGCAUCGGCAAGAACGGGGACCUGCCCUGGCCGCCGCUCAGGAGGCAAAGUUGCUGAUUUCUGCCCGGAUCCUGCUGCCAGGUGAGGUCUUUGCCCUGCGGCGCCCUUUCCCAGGGCAAAGUCCCAGCCCUGGAGAAAACACCUCACCCCUGCCCGCAGCGCUCCGUUUGUCAGGUGCCUUAGAGCUGGAGCUCAAGGGAUAAUUGUCAUGCGUGUCCAUGUGAAGAGACCACCAAACAGGCUUUGUGAAUGAAUUCAGAUAUUUCCAGAGAAUGACCACAACCUCUUCAGUAGAAGGUAAACAGAAUCUGGUGAUUAUGGGUAAGAAGACUUGGUUCUCCAUUCCUGAGAAGAAUCGACCUUUAAAGGGUAGAAUUAAUUUAGUUCUCAGCAGAGAACUCAAGGAACCUCCACAAGGAGCUCAUUUUCUUGCCAGAAGUCUGGAUGAUGCCUUAAAACUUACUGAACAACCAGAAUUAGCAAAUAAAGUAGACAUGAUUUGGAUAGUUGGUGGCAGUUCUGUUUAUAAGGAAGCCAUGAAUCACCCAGGCCAUCUUAAACUAUUUGUGACAAGGAUCAUGCAAGACUUUGAAAGUGACACCUUUCUUCCAGAAAUUGAUUUGGAGAAAUAUAAACUUCUACCAGAAUACCCAGGUGUUCUCUCUGAUGUCCAAGAGGAGAAAGGCAUUAAGUACAAAUUUGAAGUAUAUGAGAAGAAUGAUUAAUAUGAAGGUGUUUUCUGGUUUAAGUUGUUCCCCCUCCCUCUAAAAAAAGUAUGGAUUUUUACAUUAGAAAAAAAGUAUUUUGUUGACUUUAGAUCUAUAAUUAUUUCUAAGCCACUUGUUUUUAUUCCCCACUACUCUUGACUCUAUCAGAUACCAUUUACGAAACAUUCUUGCUAUAAAUAAGUGCUUCUCCAAGACCCCAACUGAGUCCCCAGCACCUGCUACAGUGAGCUGCCUUUCCACACCCAUCACAUGUGACACUCUUGCCAGUCCUUGACAUUGUCGGGCUUUUCAAAUGUUGGCAAUAUUUAUUAAAGGUGAAGAUCCACAUACCCUUCAA
Molecule: messenger RNA, 1570 nt
Organism: Macaca mulatta (Rhesus monkey)
Lineage: Eukaryota; Metazoa; Chordata; Mammalia; Primates; Cercopithecidae
Source: RefSeq, a predicted model, not a curated record